AUGACAGUUCCAACAAAUGGUGAUAUUGCCGAAGAAAGCUUGGCUGGCCGAAGCUAUACACAGCUUUACGGUACGCUGGAAGCCAAGGCAGAUGAUCUGGUGAAACCAGGAACAGAGAUAUCGCCGCUGGCUCUAGUGAUAGAUUCUAAUCAACGUCUUCUGGAGAGAUCAGGAAGUACUGAGCAGAUGUAUGAACAUUCCAGAGUUCACGUUACUAGCACAGGAUUACUUCGUCAGAGAGCUACAAAUUCGACUUUCGAUACCACAAAAGAGUUUAAUUUGGAUCAGUAUUUGAGUGCACUUCAGGAAAUAGUCAAUCCACAGCGAAACUCUAGUACCAAUGGCACAGAUGUAGGCGGCACUGUCAACGGAUAUGAUCCUGAUUCGAUUACUAAUGUAAGCGAAUUAGGCGUUUUUGUGUAUAAAAAGAUGUACCGCGUGCCAACUAUCGGUUUCUUGUAUGGGCCAUUAAAUGUCGACAAAAAACCCAUUAAGAGAAGAGAGAGGAUUAAAUUAAACGUUGGUACAGCUUCUGCACCAGCUGAUGUCAAAGAUACAUACCAAGGAGAAGAAGAUGCUGAACAGGGAAAUCUGAUUAAAUUUAUCUUUGAUUUGCUUGUUGAACUGGAAGAAGAACAAGAGCCCGAGGAUGACGGAUCAAUAGCACCUAUAUCACUGUUGGAAUUUAUCCUCAAUCCAUUCAGUUUUUCCGAAACAGUAGAAAAUCUAUUUUUUGUAAGUUUCCUCAUUAAAAUAGGAAAAGUUUCACUCGACCAUAAUGAUGGUAUUCCUGUUAUUGCGGUAGUUAAAGAUAAUGAGCCCACACAGCGUGAUACUGCUGCCAAAAACAACCCGUCAGCGAAAUCUGGUCAGAAUGCCACCCGAACUCAACUGAUUAUUGAUCUGGAUAUGGAAACAUGGAAAGAAUUAUGCGAUAUCUACGACGAUGUUGAAGAACCAGCAAUACCAUCGCGAGGAAACUCGGAUACAAAUAAAAACCGGUAG
Messenger RNA from Sugiyamaella lignohabitans, 1005 nucleotides. It is a transcript of the gene NSE4, whose product is annotated as Nse4p. Gene Ontology annotation, cellular component: Smc5-Smc6 complex; nucleus. NCBI's taxonomy places the organism in Eukaryota, Fungi, Ascomycota, Dipodascomycetes, Dipodascales, Trichomonascaceae. The record is from RefSeq and is a predicted model, not a curated record. Bases 1 to 1005 code for a protein of 334 amino acids. The transcript has a single exon. Gene Ontology annotation, biological process: DNA repair.